Molecule: messenger RNA, 1311 nt
Organism: Pararge aegeria (speckled wood butterfly)
Lineage: Eukaryota; Metazoa; Arthropoda; Insecta; Lepidoptera; Nymphalidae
Product: tektin-1
Exons: 1
Coding region: 25-1311 (428 amino acids)
Biological process (GO): cilium movement involved in cell motility; cilium assembly
Cellular component (GO): nucleus; microtubule cytoskeleton
Source: RefSeq, a predicted model, not a curated record
UAACUAAAAUAAUUAUUGAUCAAAAUGAGUGAAGCUCAGUUUGGUUUGCGAAACGUAAUAGGAGCACCUGUAGCAACAACAAGGUUAUCUGAACAAGCCUUGGUGUGUAUGCCACCGAGAGCUGCCAAGUUUACUUUAGCAGAAUGGAAGAUGAGCAAUGAACAACGCUGUAGAAACACUGAGGACCAACAGCAACUAGCCGACCGGGUUUUAGGAGAAUGUGAAAGAAUCCGCGAAGAAACUGCCGAACGAGCUUCUAUCAUGAAAUCUACAUCGGAUCGACGAAUGGAAGAACGAAUUGGAGAUAUAGAGUACAACAAGAAUGAGCUACAGCUGCAGAGGAAUGAAAUAUGUCGCGAAUUAGAAUCUCUAAGUGUUUACAAAACUCGCCUACAGGAUUGCCUUUCAUCGGUACAAACAAAUGCGUUAGCAAUAUGCCGAAAGUGUUUAAUGCUUAGAGACGGACGAAUCGGUAUCGACUUAGUUGUAGACGAAGUUGAACAUGCUCUACAGCAAGAAAUAACAACAAUUCUUGGAGGGCAAAGUUUGCUAAAAAGAGCUUUGGAGCAGUUGAAUGAACAAAUGCGACGUCUUCGUUCCACUCGCUAUCUUCUCGAUCGCGACUUACAGUACAAACAAGCGGCCAUCGACUCGGAUAAAGGUUCUCUCUCGAUGAAACAAACCGAUUUAUGUCUCUCAAUAUAUGAGGGCUACACAAGUCUUGACCCAGCUAAUAUAUCAGCUGAAGAAUAUAAUGCGUAUUCAGCUAAAAAUAUUCAACUAGCCGCAAGAGAAGUGACUAGUGCUCGCCCCAUAAGAGUUUUUAUAGAUACACUACUAAAACAAGUUAUUGAUGACUUAUGGAGUGCGUUCAAUAAAUGCAAUCAUGAAUUUAAUGAACGUAUUAAAGAGUCGAAGUCAGCUAAAGAGAAGCUUGAAGACAUGCAUCGGGAAACGACUAAAAAGAUUGCAGACAUGCAAAAUAACAUAGUUGAGCUACAAAAAGCUUUAUCUGCUAAGGAAGGAUAUAUUGGACUUGCGCAUACAAGGCUGGGAAGACGAGCUCAGAGAAUUGGCGCAGAGUUAGUGAAAGACCCUCCCGGGCAGGCUUUGUAUUAUGAAUGUGAGAUGCUACGUCAUAGUACUCAGCAACUUCAACAGAUGCUUCACGAAGCAAAUGCAUCAUUACGUUUUCUUCUUCAGACCCAAAUACAAUUGGAAGAGGAUAUCAAUGUUAAGAUGAACACUUUGAAAAUAGAUGAAGUUGAUUGUAUGACGUUGCGAACUACUAUGGAUUAUCACGCGUACUAG